Molecule: messenger RNA, 747 nt
Organism: Solanum verrucosum
Lineage: Eukaryota; Viridiplantae; Streptophyta; Magnoliopsida; Solanales; Solanaceae
Product: WEB family protein At2g17940-like
Exons: 2
Coding region: 37-693 (218 amino acids)
Source: RefSeq, a predicted model, not a curated record
UUUUUUCCUGCAUAUUGAGUUCUGACUGAGUAAGAAAUGGAAAGAGGAGGAGGACUGGUGGUGCGGGGACGUGUAGAGAUCGAUACGAGGCAGCCAUUCGGGUCAGUGAAGGAGGCAGUCAUGUUAUUUGGAGAGAAAUUUUUGGCAGGAGAAAUUUAUGCCAAGCAACUCAAAGAGGUGCAGAGCAAGGCAAGUGGUGAACAGAACCAGUCUAAAGUUGAAUCACCAGUAACAGUAGAGCUUGAAGAAACAAAGCAAAACCUCCAGAAAAGUAAAGAAGAAGGAACAUUCAUGGCGCAUUGCCUUCAAUCUUUAAAAGAAGAGCUAGAACUAACAAAAAGAGAGAUACAGCAAUUGAAGACAAGAGAACUGAAGCAGAAAGUACCGUUAGCGCUGGAUAAUCCUGAGAUUGAUGAAGAGCUCAAAUUCAUCGAGAAUCCGUCAUCCAAAGUUGAAGCCAGAACACAGUUUCAAGAGGAAGAUGACAAUGAGAUAGAGUUCAAGACAAAGAGGUCUGUUAAAUUUGCUAGUACACCUUUACUCACAAGGAUCAUUGUCAGCAAAGAUCAUGUAAAUAAAGAAAUGGAGACUAGUCCUUCACAACUUAAGAAGAAAAUGAAAAGGAAAAUGAGGCCUUUAAUCCCUUUGAUUAGUGGAUUGUUUUCCAAGAAGAAGGGAAAUCAAGAACACUAAUAUUCAUACAAACGGUUCGAGCUCUGGAUAUGGAGUCAUCUUUGUUAAGGAUAA